Messenger RNA from Xylaria bambusicola, 1608 nucleotides. RefSeq names its product putative FAD-binding oxidoreductase. The record is from RefSeq and is a predicted model, not a curated record. The coding region runs from base 1 to 1608 and encodes 535 amino acids. Gene Ontology annotation, molecular function: FAD binding. The transcript is spliced from 7 exons. NCBI's taxonomy places the organism in Eukaryota, Fungi, Ascomycota, Sordariomycetes, Xylariales, Xylariaceae.
AUGGCUCGCAUAACUGGGUCGAGGGUACUAACGAUCCUAGCAGCGUUGUUGUGCUUCCCCUCACCCUCGUUCGGCGUGUCUAAUCAGACUACUGCAUCUAACGCAUGCUCCUAUUUGCAGAACGUUCUUGGCACCGGAGUUGUCUUGCCCACUGAGGCUUCAUAUUCAUCUGCUUCUAAGGGAAAUUGGGUUCAAACGGCUUGGGCAUCACCAACUUGUGUCAUCCAAGCGACCACAGCCCAACAGGUGUCGCAAGCAGUCAGGUAUCUUUCCCGAGGAGGCGUGCAUUUUGCGAUCCGCUCCGGAGGGCACUCGCCUGCACCGCUCGGUGCAAAUAUCAACGAUGGGGUCCUCUUUGACAUGUCUGGAUUCAAUAGCGUCCAGUAUAACGCCCGACUGGGCGUCGCUGUGGUUGGCACCGGUAUGAGAUGGGGUGAUGUAUACCGUCAUCUCGACCAAUACAAUGUGACAGUGGUCGGUGGCAGGAUUCUUGGGGUGGGUGUUGGCGGACUCACACUCGGUAGUGGGCUGUCAUAUCUAUCCGAUCUCUACGGCUUAGCCUGCGAUAACGUUGUAUUAGCUGAUGGUUCCAUCGUAAACGCCAAUAAGCACUCUCACCCCGACUUGUGGUGGGCUCUAAAAGGUGGCGCCAACAACUUUGGCAUUGUGACUAGGUUCACGCUCAUCACCUACCCGACUGGGCUUGUCUGGGGUGGUUACAGAGUUUACACGCUCGAUGCCAUUCCAGCCUUGUUCGACGCUCUGUUGGCGUAUCAGUCGGUUGCUGUCAAGGACCCUUACGCGAACCUCAUGAUGCAGGCCUUUCCUCUGAACGGAACGCUCGGCGUAUUACUAAACAUGGUAUACAACAAACCCGUGGGAAACCCUGCAGCAUUCACGCCAUUUUACGAUAUCCCCGCCAUUGCCGAUACUGUCCAUAUUCAGCCCAUGACCGACUUCUUAGCGAGCCAGGUACCCCCGUCCCUGCCGCGGCUCAACUGGUACGCAACCAGCUUCAAGACAGACGCCACACUGUUCGAGACUGUCGAGGAGAUCGUCACUACAUCACCUGAGCUAGACACCAUCAGAAAUCUCACGGCUGGCAGCAUCGCCGUGGGCUGGCAGCCCAUCUCGACGAGCGCCAUCAUGGCCGGGCACGCUCGCGGGGGCAAUGCCCUCGGCCUCGCAAAUACCAACCAGACGUGGUUUGUCAUCGACAUCGGCUGGUGGGAUGCAGAGGACGACGCAGUGGCUAACGAGGCGGCGGCGAGCCUGGUCGCCAGGGUUGAAGACGCUGCGAGGACCCGUGACCAGUACGUCGAUUACAUCUUCAUGAACGACGCGGCGGUCACGCAGGACGUCAUCGGCCAUUACGGGAUGGGGAACGUCGCGAAACUCCGCGCGGUGCAGAGACGGUACGAUCCACUCGAGGUAUUUCAAAAGCUGGUCCCAGGUGGCAAUAAUGUCUCGGAAUUGAGUCAAAACGUCAGGUACAUACCGACUACUGUCCUAGACCCUUGCUCAUGCAACCUCGUCGCGUGGGCGGUGCAGAGGACAUGCAUCCUCGCUUCUCUUUUCCGACGCAUAGUCCUCGCAGCUUGCAGCUGA